Molecule: messenger RNA, 2559 nt
Organism: Colossoma macropomum (tambaqui)
Lineage: Eukaryota; Metazoa; Chordata; Actinopteri; Characiformes; Serrasalmidae
Product: extracellular calcium-sensing receptor-like
Exons: 6
Coding region: 1-2559 (852 amino acids)
Biological process (GO): G protein-coupled receptor signaling pathway
Cellular component (GO): membrane
Molecular function (GO): G protein-coupled receptor activity
Source: RefSeq, a predicted model, not a curated record
AUGUUUCUCUAUGCGUUUCUGCUGCUCUGUGUUUUUAAAGCAAAAGGAGAAAAGGCGAAGUGCCAAAUGAUUGGGAGUCUAGAGUACCCUGUGCUUUCCAAGGAUGGGGAUGUCAUCAUUGGAGGAGCUUUUUCAAUUCACAGCAACAUUACUUUACAGACACUGUCAUUUACUGAGAAACCACAAGGUCUAACCUGCACCAGUUUGGACUUCAGAGAAUUCCGCUUUGUUCAGACCAUGAUAUUUGGUAUUGAAGAAAUUAACAACAGUAGUCUUCUUCCUAAUAUUUCAAUUGGGUACAAGAUAUUUGAUAGCUGCAGCUCAACAUUAGCCUCUAUGAGAUCAGUCAUGGCUUUGAUAAAUGGCCAGGAGCUUACAGCGCAAGAAACCUGCUCUGGGCACUCAGCAGUGCAAGCAAUCAUUGGGGAGUCAGAGUCUUCUUCAACUAUUGUGAUGUUGAGAGCAACAGGGCCAUUCAGGAUUCCAGUGAUUAGUCAUUUUGCGACCUGUGCUUGUCUGAGCAACAGAAAAGAGUAUCCCUCCUUUUUCAGAACAAUUCCCAGCGAUUACUACCAGAGCAGAGCACUGGCUCAGCUAGUGAAGUAUUUUGGCUGGACCUGGGUAGGAGCGGUCAGAAGCGAUAAUGACUAUGGCAACAAUGGCAUGGCCACAUUUAUGGAAGCAGCAAGAAAAGAGGGAGUAUGCAUUGAGUAUUCUGAAGCCAUUCUAAGAACAAAUUCCAAGGAAAGCAUUGCUAAAGUUGUGGAAGUGAUCAAACAAGGCACAGCUAAGGUUUUGGUAGCAUUUCUGGCCCUGAGUGAAAUGGAUGCUCUGUUAGAAGAGGCUCUUUCUCAAAACAUGACAGGGCUACAGUGGAUAGGCAGUGAGUCCUGGAUAACUGCCAGGUACUUGGCAACUGAAAAGACAUCAAAAGUUAUCAGUAGUGCAAUAGGCUUCACAAUCAGUAAGUCUAAAAUUCCAGGUCUGAAGGACUUCCUUGUAAAAGUCCAUCCAUCUCAGAGUCCCUCAAGUGCACUUCUGAGGGAGUUCUGGGAAACAACAUUUGGAUGUCAGUUUUCUCAAAAUGAUGACAAUGAGAAGCUUUGCACUGGAUUUGAGAAUCUUAAAGAAAUAAACAACACAUUCACUGAUGUGUCUGAGUUAAGGAUUUCCAACAAUGUGUACAAAGCAGUUUAUGCAAUCGCCCAUGCCUUGCAAAACACAUUGGCUUGCAAAGCUGAUGAUCCCUUUGAAAAUAUAACUUGCACCCAAAAGGAUGCACUGCUGUCAAGUCAGGUAUUACAUUCUUUACAGAGUGUUAACUUUACAAUGCCUACAGGUGAGAGUGUGUAUUUUGACAGUAAUGGAGACCCUAUUGCAAGGUAUGAGCUGGUGAACUGGCAGAAAAAUGCAGCAGGAGACAUUGCCUUUGUUACAGUGGGUCACUAUGAUGCUUCUCUCCCAAGAGAUGAGCAGUUUGUCAUGAAACCUAUCAAUAUAAUCUGGGCUGGAAAUAGUGACAUGAGGCCCAGGUCUGUAUGCAGUGACAGCUGUCAACCAGGCUUCAGACAGGCACAACUAAAAGGGAGACCACCUUGCUGCUUUGCAUGUGUACAGUGCCCUGUGGGUGAAAUCACCAAUGCGACUGACUCUGUGGAAUGCAUCAGAUGUCCUCUGGAGUACUGGUCAAAUGAAAACCACAGCCUCUGUGUUCCAAAGAGAGUGGAAUUCCUCUCAUUUGAUGAAAACAUGGGAAUCCUUCUGACAGUGUUUGCAUUAACAGGAGUUUCAUUUACCAUAGCUGUAGGACUGGUGUUUUUCUACUUCAUAGAUACACCACUUGUAAAGGCAAGCAACACUGAGCUGAGCUUCCUCCUGCUCUUCUCACUGACUCUGUGUUUCCUCUGUUCACUUACUUUUAUUGGUCAGCCCUCUAAAUGGUCCUGUAUGCUGCGCCACACAGCGUUUGGGAUCACCUUUGCCCUUUGCAUGUCCUGUGUUCUGGCAAGAACAAUAGCAGUGGUAAUGGCCUUCAGAGCCACUGUGCCAGGCAAUAGUCUUCCACAGUGCUCUAUGCCUGUACAGAGAAUGAGUGUUUUCUGUUGCACUCUUUUUCAAGUCAUUAUUUGUACUUUGUGGUUAGCACUAGCGCCUCCAGUACAUCGCAAAAACAUGGCACACUCCACUGACAAAAUCAUUCUAGAAUGUGAUCUAGGUUCUGUGGUAGGUUUCUGGGCUGUGCUGGGUUAUGUAGGACUUCUAGCUGCUUUGUGUUUUGUUUUGGCUUUUCUAGCACGGAAGCUGCCUGAUAACUUUAAUGAAGCCAAGUUCAUCACAUUCAGCAUGAUCAUAUUCUGUGCAGUGUGGAUCACUUUCAUCCCAGCUUAUGUCAGCUCUCCUGGAAAGUUCACUGUAGCUGUGGAGAUAUUUGCCAUUUUAGCCUCAAGUUUUGGUUUGUUAUUCUGUAUCUUUAUUCCAAAGUGUUAUAUUAUUAUACUUAAGCCAGAGCAGAAUACUAGGAAACGGCUAAUAGGCAAAACACAUGCAAAAUCACAAUGA